AUGCUAUUUGCAACUUUAGAACAUAUCCUAACUCAUAUCUCUUUCUCAACGAUUUCAAUUAUGAGUACGAUUCAUUUUAUAACCUUAUUAGUUCAUGAACUUGGAGGAUUACGUGAUUCAUCAAAAAAAGGAAUGAUAGUUACUUUUUUCUCUAUAAUAGGAUUCUUAGUUUCUCGUUGGGCUUCCUCGGGACAUUUUCCAUUAAGUAAUUUGUAUGAGUCAUUGAUCUUCCUUUCAUGGGCCCUGUAUAUUCUUCAUACCAUUCCUAAAAUACAUAACUCUAAAAAUGAUUUAAGCACAAUAACUACGCCAAGUACUAUUUUAACGCAAUGCUUUGCCACAUCGGGCCUUUUAACUGAAAUGCAUCAAUCUACGGUACUAGUACCUGCUCUACAAUCUCAGUGGUUAAUGAUGCAUGUCAGUAUGAUGUUAUUAAGCUAUGCAACUCUUUUGUGCAGGUCCUUAUUAUCUGCCGUUAUUCUAAUCAUUAGAUUUCGAAAUAAUUUCCAUUUAUUUUCUAAAAAGAAAAAAUGUUUUAAAUAA
Molecule: messenger RNA, 543 nt
Organism: Triticum turgidum subsp. durum (durum wheat)
Lineage: Eukaryota; Viridiplantae; Streptophyta; Magnoliopsida; Poales; Poaceae
Source: the annotation of a GenBank genome assembly